UUCGGAUUUGUUACCUUUGCAAAUAGUGCCGAUGCGGAAAGAGCACGUGAACGUCUACAUGGUACCGUGGUUGAGGGUCGAAAAAUUGAGGUCAAUAAUGCAACAGCUCGAGUUCAAACUAAAAAAGUUACCACAGUCCCUAACGUUGUGCUGACAAAAGAUGGUGCCAUACCGGCUCCAGCUCUAGUUUGUGUCCAAUGGCCCGAUGCUGCUGUUGCCGCUGCUGCAAUGCGCGGUGUAGCCAUACAACGUGGCCAUGUCGGUAUGGUCGGUGCUCCCUUCAAUCCAGCCUUGGCUGCAGCAGUUGCCGCCCAACAACAGCAACAACGACAGGCGGCCGCUGUUGCAGUUGCGGCUGCCCAACAGCAACAUCUUGGUCUACAACAAGCCCUACAACAGGCCCACCAUCAGCAGACGCAUCAACAGCCACAGGUUGCGGCAAAUGCUGCUGCGGCUGCUAAUGCGGCCGCAGCUGCUGCCGUCCUGCAACCCAGUGCCCAGCAGCAAUUACAGACGCUUGCCCAAACGGCCACCGCCGCUCCAAAUCCCCAACAAUCGGCAAUGGCCGCGUAUGCCGCCCGUUUAGGUACAGCUCAACCGACAACACAACAACAGCAACAAUCAGCUGCUGCAGCUUCAAUGGCUGCGGCUGCAAAUGCUGCCGCAGCGGCUAAUGCUGCAGCAGCUGGUACCACAUUGCAUGGAUAUGCACCCGUUUACUUUGAUCCAUACCUAGCAGCCGCUGCAGCAUCUGCUGAUCCCAACUUACGUUUUCAGGCAGCCAAACCGGUCAACGAAGUUCCAGCAGCACAGCCAGCAGCAAUUAUAAAUCGCCGCACUGUGACAACGCUAAACAGUAACCACCACCCACAUACGAUCAACCGCAUACCGGUACCACAGAAUGUUUUGGCUGCUGCUCCUCUGUUAAAGACACCCUUGUCUCAGGCUCAACAGGCUUAUGCUACGGCCGCCACCACCUAUACAGCUGUGGCCGCAACUAGAGCAGCUUAUGGUGCUGCUGCUGCCGCUGCAGCUCAACCAGCAUUGGCUGGUUAUGCCACCGUUGCGGGCUAUGCCCGAGAAUAUGCUGAUCCUUAUUUAGGACAUGGCAUUGGACCUGUGCCCGGAUAUGGGGCAACAAUGUAUCGCGGAGGAUUCAAUCGCUUUACACCAUAUUAAAUUCAAAGUGUUGCAUAUUGAAGAUUGUACCACAAAAUGCUCAACAAC
Molecule: messenger RNA, 1227 nt
Organism: Musca vetustissima
Lineage: Eukaryota; Metazoa; Arthropoda; Insecta; Diptera; Muscidae
Gene: Rbfox1
Product: antifreeze protein Maxi
Exons: 11
Coding region: 229-1179 (316 amino acids)
Source: RefSeq, a predicted model, not a curated record